GCCCACUCGAUUGACACGUGUGUUGCCUGUUUGCAGCAUGGCUUCUUCUGCUAAGAGGAGAGCAGUGGGUUUGGGUGAAAAUCCUGAGGAAAGCGGCAACAGCUCCGAUGAGAAUCCAGAGGAGGAGGAUGAUUCCGGAGAGGAGGACAGCGAGGCAUCAGAUGAGGAGAUCAAUGAGGAGGUCAUUGUGGACUUUGAAGCCCACACCAUUUCAGCCAACGACUUCAAUGGCGUCAAGAAACUCUUACAACAGGUCUUCCUGAAGGCUCAUGUAAAUACAUCAGAAAUGGCGGACAUCAUCAUUCAACAGAAUCACAUUGGAAGUGUCAUCAAGCAAGCGGAGGUGCCAGAAGACAGCGAUGAUGACGACCCAGAUGAAGUGUUUGGCUUCAUCACUAUGCUCAACCUCACAGAGAGAAAGGAUUUGCAGUGUGUGGAGGAGGUGAAGGAGCUUAUCGUGAAUCAGUGUGAGAAGAACUCCACCCAGAGCGUGACGGAACAGCUAGAGCAGAUCCUCAGUGACACCAGCAAGCCUGUAGGAUUACUGCUCAGUGAGCGCUUCAUCAACGUGCCUCCACAGAUCGCCCUCCCACUGCACAAACAGCUCCAGGAAGAAAUAGCUGAAGCUCAGAUGACGAAUAAGCCAAGUGGGAGGUGUCACUAUUGCCUGAUGAUCAGCAAGACCUGCAAAGAAGCAAGCAAGAGUAUUCCAGCCAGAGGAGCUCCCAAAGAGGAAUACAUGUUUGUCAAUGCAGAGGAGGAAUUCUUCUAUGAGCAAGCCAUCAUAAAGUUCCACUACUCGGUCCAGGAAGAGGCAGACUCCUGCUUGAGUGGCAGGUGGUCGUUCGACGACAUACCCAUGAAACCCUUCCGGACAGUGAUGCUGAUACCAACAGACAGAAUGUCUGCAAUUAUGGACAAACUCAAAGAAUACCUAACUGUGUGAACCUCACAAUAAACGGGAAUCUACGCACACAUUCAAGGCCUUCAGGCUGGUUUAAUAUAUGUUUUGGUACUGUCAGCAACAGUUAUGCCAGUGUUGUAAACCACAUAGUACAUGUUGCACAGUGAUUCUUUUUUUUUUUUCAGCAAUUUUAGAGCAGAUUUUACAAAUUCUGGUUCACUUUUAAGAUGCAGAAGAAAAUUACCACAUACCCUGUAGAAAUAUACAACGGUUAUAUCCUGUGAAAAUGAAAAACUCAGCACUAAGUCAUGUUUUAAUAAAAAUGGCUUUUGUUCAUGACAAGAUUAUGAACCAAGACACAAUUGUAUAAGUUGUUUGUGUUCAUGACAACAGCUGAUACGUGCGCUAGCCCAGUCUCAGCGGGCGGGGGGCAGGGGGGUCAUUUGCCAUCAAGUAAAAUUACAUUAAUGCUUUUAAAAUUGAUAGAUCCAGAACUUUUUAAACAUAACUUGGUAGAAAUUACAUUUUCAUCUGGAUUAUUGACAUGAAUUCGAACAUACUGUAGACAUUUGUGUAAACAGGAUAAUCCUUGUUAAUCAUUAAUAAAUGUGUUGUAUCCAUCUGCA
Micropterus salmoides (largemouth bass) is the source of this 1530-nucleotide messenger RNA. Its product is annotated as BRCA2 and CDKN1A interacting protein. The coding region runs from base 38 to 946 and encodes 302 amino acids. The transcript has 7 exons. Lineage: Eukaryota; Metazoa; Chordata; Actinopteri; Centrarchiformes; Centrarchidae. The record is from RefSeq and is a predicted model, not a curated record. Gene Ontology annotation, cellular component: nucleus.